This is a messenger RNA of Syngnathus acus (greater pipefish), 2631 nucleotides long. RefSeq names its product small ArfGAP2 (gene smap2). The transcript has 9 exons. Lineage: Eukaryota; Metazoa; Chordata; Actinopteri; Syngnathiformes; Syngnathidae. Gene Ontology annotation, molecular function: GTPase activator activity. Gene Ontology annotation, biological process: regulation of clathrin-dependent endocytosis. The record is from RefSeq and is a predicted model, not a curated record. The coding region runs from base 361 to 1569 and encodes 402 amino acids.
AAUUACAUAUUUAGUGUGAGUGUAAGUCGGGGGCGAGGGAGGAGUAUUUUGGGACUGUAGAAAAAGUCAGCGGUGGUGUUUUUUUUUUUUCUCCAUUGCUUUUAUUAUUAUUUGUAUUUUAUUUUAAAUUCUUAUCAAUAAUUGCUUUCAGUAAAUAUCAAUUUGGAUGGGUCCUUGCAGGCAGCCGCAUGCUCUUUGACUUAAAACGAUCCCUACCACCAACAUCAUCAUCCUCAUCUUCCUCCUCAUCCCAGCGUCAGUGUGCCACUCACCGCUUCCAGGAAUCGAAUCAGGGAGGUUAUUUGAGAAUCCGCGGACGGUGUAGUUGCUGUGGACCGGGGUGAGGUCAACUAUUGCGCAAUGAUGACGGGCAAAUCUGUGAAAGACGUCGACCGGUACCAGGCGGUGCUCAACUCUUUACUGGCGUUGGAGGAGAAUAAAUUCUGCGCGGAUUGCGAAUCAAAAGGUCCGAGAUGGUCUUCGUGGAAUUUGGGGAUCUUCAUCUGUAUACGAUGCGCGGGUAUUCAUCGCAAUCUCGGGGUCCACAUCUCCAAAGUCAAGUCUGUCAACUUGGACCAGUGGACGCAAGAGCAAGUCCAGUGUGUGCAGGAGAUGGGAAACGCAAAAGCCAGACGUCUCUACGAGGCCUUCCUACCCGAAUGCUUCCAACGACCCGAGAGCGACCAAUCGGCCGAGAACUUCAUCAGGGACAAGUAUGACAAGAAAAAGUACAUGGAUAAGGUCAUUGAUAUCCAGAUGCUCAGGAAAGAAAAAAGCUGCGAGAACAUCCCCAAGGAACCGGUUGUGUUUGAGAAAAUGAAAAUUAAAAAAGACGUCAGUCCAAAGAUCGACUCUCAGUGUGUUACGGAUUUGCUGGGAUUAGAUGCUCCUGCUCCAAGUCCGGCAACAUCUAACGGCCUUCAUGAGAGUCCACUUUGUAAUCCGUUGGAUCUCUUCAGUCACCUCUCAGAUCCGAACCCUUCUUCCACAAAGAGCACAGCUGCCUCCACCUUCUUGCCUCAGAGCAGAGUGACCGCCUCCGUGCCUGAAAAUCUCAGCCUCUUCCUGGAUCCGACACCCAAAAAGGCAGAAGGGACCUUCAGGAAACUGUCCAAGGAUUCCAUUCUGUCUCUUUACGGCUCCACCCCGUCUGUGCACGUUAGCAGUAUGGCGCCCCCUCAUGGUUUGUACAUAAACCAAAUGGGAUACCCGACACAUCCGUACGGCUCGUACCAUUCGUUAGCGCAGGUCGGCGGGAUGGGCGGAGCCAUGGCCGUGUCGCAGAUGGGGCAGCGUCACAACAGCUUGAUGGCAGCCCAAAGCAGCCUGGCUCAUCACGGACAUCAUCUAAACAUGCAGAAUGGCGCCAUGACACAGCAGCAAAGCGGAAUGGUGAUGCAGCAGCAGCAAGGCGCGGCGGCGGCCAUGAUGGCUCAUCCGCAGCAGUGGAACAUUGGACACAUGACUCAGCACAUGUCCAGCAUGAAUCUUUUCACCAAUAAUAGUCAAGCCUCGGGAAACACAGCAGCCCCAACUUCAGCGCACAUGACAGCACACGUCUGGAAAUAAAUUGGAUCCGCCCUGAGAGUGAACUUACGAGAACCGUGCGGACGGGACUCCGAUUUCCAAUUUCUGAAGAGGAGACAAUAAUAAGAAAAGUACAACUACCUCUUCCUCUCCCUAGCCGCUGGCCCAAAUCUACUUCCUGCCUCGGCCAAGCUACACAAAAGUCCACACUUGCCUUUGGAAUGUUUUGUCAAUGCAGCAACAGGGUCAAAAUUAUUUUUAUUCUCAUUUAUUUUUUUUUCCCUUUCAAGCUGCAAGUCACAUUUAAAAAAGAAAUUGGCCAUUUUUAUUCAUUAUUAAUUAAAUUAAUUAUUAAUUAAAUAAUUAUGAAUUAAAAUGAAUUAUUAUUAAUUUAAUUUAUAACUUCUAUAUUUUAUGUUGAGGAGUUCCUACAUGCACAAAAAUCAGGCAGCUAAGCGUCCCUUAUUUUACAAUCAAUAUUGGGUCGGCAGUACGCAAGAAAUCUGAACUGGAUUUUGGCACACCAAAGAUCAAGACUAGCUUUAUGGGGACUUGAACGGAAUGUUUGUAAAUAAAAAGUAUGACUUCAUGAGUUCAUGACAUCAUGACACUUCCACUAAACUGCAUGCCGAGAAUGUUUGUACAAUGUUGCUUUCAUGGCUUGAAUGUACGUUUGUGUCGGGGGCAGAUCAGAAUUGAAAAAUGCAAUCAUAUCGUCGUUUAUUUUUCUUAUGUUUUUACAAUUGGACCAAAACACCUUGUGAAGAACAAAUUAAUAACUGUUUUUUUGGGGGAAUGUCCGAUUCUGGUUGGAAUGUAUUCCUGACUCAGUGCAUGAAAUCAUAAUUGUAAAUUGUCUUUUUCAUUCUUGUUUUGUUUUAUGUGACAGAAAAGAAGAAAGAAAAGUAAAGAGGAAUGUAUCCAUACUUGGUAAAUAUUGUAUAUUAUGUUUUUCCAACCAAGACUUUUACUAGCUACUUUCUAUUAGGACUUUUUUUUUUUUUUUUGCCUGUUUGGUGUCAUAUUCAUGUACACAGAAUGUAAGAUAAAAUGCUGCGGAAAUGGAAUGAAUAAAUUUUGUUUUGAUUAAAAACUCUAUCUUGA